CAUCAGUAACCCACUAAUCGUUUCCCUUUGUGUCUCACAACACAAAGGGGCAGUCACAGCCUGCUCUCUAAAGACAACUCUCUUCCUUCACACAAAACUACAUGCACCUAAUUACACACACACACACCCUUCACUCAAAAUGCCAAAUUAAAUAUGGCGACUCCUACAUCAGCCUUGGAUUCCCCAUCUAGGGAGGGGACCAAAAAUGUCUACUGGUCGAACUGCCAGGGCACAGCGGCCGAUACGUGACGUCAUGAUAAUGGUAAUGAUGAAGUUGAUGAUGAUGAUGAUGAUGGUGAUAAUAAUAAUAAUAGUAAUAAUAAUAAUAAUAAUAAUAAUAAUAAUAAUAAUAAUAAUAAUAAUAAUAAUAAUAAUAACAAGGCACUCGUGAAGAAUGUGGGUCCCGCCUUGGUUGGGUUCUGUGCCAUGGUUCCGUGGCCCGCCUAUGUGAGUUGCCAGCUAUGCAUUUCUGCUGCAGUAUUGCCAUGAUGGGCGAAAGAGGCAGUCUGACAGCACAAUGGAAUGUUAUAUAAUAAUAAUAAUAAUAAUAAUAAUAAUAAUAAUAAUAAUAAUAAUAAUAAUAAUAAUAACAACAACAACAACAACAACAACAAUGAAAAUUAUAUAACAAGAGACAAGGAAUUAAUUGUCUACAACAAGCUUUUUUUUUCUAUAGUUUAUUUUUGAGUGCGACAAGUGAUUAUUUGAGCCUUGUAUUAAAAACAGAUCUGAGUUAGAGAAAACCGAAUAUUUUGAGUAUGGUAGGGUUAAACAAACGUUACAACUCGCUUCUCUCAGGUUGUUUACAUUGGUGAUGAUACGCAGGUGUUUGGAAUAGGGUCCGUUGCUCGGCUCACGGUAGCUUUUCUGUUGUAAUUUAGUAAUUACAGUUAUUUAAGUUAAAGACAUGAGAAACGAACACAGCGAAUGCUGACGUAACCUUCAGAAAUAACAAUGCGAUUGCGGGAGCUGAACCCUCCACCACCUCCACCACUACCUCCACCACUUCCUCCUCCCCCAUCGUGAGAGAGGUUAUCUGGGCCUGAGUCCCGCCUGUCCUGCCUCCUCCCAACGCUCCUUUUCUCGUACACUGCAGGCCACACACUCCUGCCACUCCAGCAUCUCUCGUCUCAAUCCUGCACAAGCAUCAGGCGUAUGGUCUUCCAGGGACGCACCAGAAGAUUCCCGCCACAUUCAGAAUACACGAGACAGCUUGGAAGAAAAACUAUAAUUUCAGGAGGGACAGAAAAACAGGCCCAGAUUAUCCUCUGAAAAGCGUCUCAUGUCCUCUGUCUUACUGAGGUUUAUCCACUCAAGGCACUGACUGCUAGCUAUUUGCUGUUCCCGAAGGAGCGCUUCAUGGACUUUGCUUCUAGUGCGACGUGUUAGCUGAGAGGAUACUGAACAUACGAGUAUACUCUCGUUCCUCUACCUAAGCUUCUCUGGUCCAUCGUCUCCUUUCCUGAAUGUAAAAGAACUGUGCCUUACGACCUCUCAUCCCUCAUCCUCCAGUCAUUAGACCUCUCGUGAGUCAGAAAAAAAAAGAAAGAACCGAAGGCCUGGUCCGCCACAGCACGUAAGAAGUUGAUAAACCUCAAGUAGCCGGACAGAGGUGCAGUGGACGCAGCCGCGCUUCCAUCCUCACUAGUUUAGGCUUCUGUCUCCCUCGCGAUGCUGCCAACUUAUCUGUGAUCCUUGCAUGCCGCCACAUCCACAGAAGAACCCACUCCACUUACUGACGCACAAGAACUCCUCAGGGCAAGUGUGCUGCCCGCUCACGGCUUCUCGUAGCACACCGACUUGGUGUUUCGAACGUGGAAAGUGCGAGUGUGCGUGUGUUUGUUAAUCCCUGCGAUACUCUGCGUGUGUGUACUCGCUUGUGUGUACGUGUGAAGAUCUGGUGUCGAGGAACAAGCUGCAGUGCCUAUCAUUAUAGACUUAAAGCCUUACCAUCAACAACAAGAACACACUAAAUUGUUGCCAACAGUACUAGAAUCACUUCAGUUCAUCUCCACCAGUCGCUCUCCGUCCUCCUGUUCGCUCCGAGAUGACUGCUGAGAUCCCCCUGACGGAGACCUUGGAGGGGUUGGCUGAGGCCUCCCUGAAACCAGCCGACAAUGUGGAACAACUCAAGACCCUCGUCUCUAGACUGCACUCCAGAAUCAAGGCGCAAGGUGUCGAGAACCGCCAGGAGGUGGUGUCCUUGAUGGCCACGUCUCAGCACCAGGGAGUGGAGCACCUGGUCAGGGUUAUGGAGUGGAGCUGCGCCUGGAGGUCCUUCACAAAUGCCUGGCUCUCAACACAGCUGAGGUCAUUUUCCGCACCCUCAAGACCUUGUCCACCGAUGGUCUGGGAGUCAUUGACGUGUGCAUCCACCCAGCCUACCAGGUCUUGGCAAAAGCCCAUGCUGGCAGUGAGGGCUCGUCUGGUGGGGGGUGUGAAGCUGACCCACCAGCUGCUGCAGGCACAUAGCAAGAACAGCGUACCUCUACUGCCCCUCCUCAUGGUUGCCUAA
This is a messenger RNA of Scylla paramamosain (green mud crab), 2515 nucleotides long. RefSeq lists its product as uncharacterized. Bases 2048 to 2515 code for a protein of 155 amino acids. The record is from RefSeq and is a predicted model, not a curated record. The transcript has 5 exons. NCBI's taxonomy places the organism in Eukaryota, Metazoa, Arthropoda, Malacostraca, Decapoda, Portunidae.